Phaeodactylum tricornutum CCAP 1055/1 is the source of this 1230-nucleotide messenger RNA. RefSeq lists its product with no specific name. The record is from RefSeq and is a predicted model, not a curated record. The transcript is spliced from 2 exons. Bases 1 to 1167 code for a protein of 388 amino acids. NCBI's taxonomy places the organism in Eukaryota, Bacillariophyta, Bacillariophyceae, Surirellales, Neidiaceae. Gene Ontology annotation, molecular function: oxidoreductase activity; FMN binding.
AUGAGCAAUCUUCAGAUACUUUCCAAGUUCACCGUUGGUGGACAGGAGCUGCAGAACCGUGUCGUUCUGGCCCCUUUGACCCGCGCUCGCUGCACACCUACCGAAGAUCCGCUCGAUACCGUCUCCCGGACACCGAACGACCUCAUGGCGACUUACUAUGAACAACGUGCGUCGGCGGGUCUCAUCAUUACGGAAGCCACUGCCGUUUCUGAAGAGGGCUACGGCUGGCUCAACAGUCCAGAGCUUCGUACCGAAGCACAAAUGGAAGCAUGGAAAAAGAUCGUGGAUAAGGUACACGCCAAGGGAUCCAAGAUUUAUGUCCAAUUUUGGAAUAUGGGUCGACAAGCCCAUUCGUCUUUUCACGUCGAAUCCCAACGCGUAGUUUCGGCGUCCGACAUUCCCAUGGCCGACUCUUUCAAGGUCAAGUCAUCAACCUUUGAAGAUGUACCGCCCGAAACACCCGUUCCCUUGACGGUGGACGAGAUUCAAAGUGUGGUCGCAGAUUUCGUACAUGGUGCCAAACUCGCUCGUCAGGCAGGCUUUGACGGAAUCGAGAUCCACUCCGCCAACGGAUAUUUGAUUGAUCAAUUCUUGCAGUCCAAGACCAACAAACGCGCGGACCAAUACGGCGGAAGCAUGGAAAACCGCUUUCGCUUUUUGAAGGAAAUUGUGCAAGGUAUCGUGGACAGCGGAGCCUACCCCUCGAAUCGGAUUGGCUUUCGAAUCUCGCCCAACGGAGUCUUUGGAGACAUGGGUAGUGAGGACAACGCCCAGAUGUUUACCUUUGUGGCGGCCGAAAUGAGUAAACUCAAGGUGGCCUACCUGCAUCUUAUGGAUGGUCUCGGCUUUGGAUACCAUGGAUUAUGUCCGGCAGUUACGGCUGCCGAUAUCCGUAAAGUCUUUGACGGUCCCAUUAUUUGCAACGUUGGACUUACGAAAGAAAUUGCCGAAGGGAUGAUUCGCUCGGGUGCCGCUGAUCUGGCCUGCUUUGGACGUUUGUACAUUAGCAAUCCCGAUCUGGUCGAACGUUUCGCCAAUGACUGGCCUCUAGAACCUGAAGCUGCUUAUCAGCACUGGUGGCAACACGUUGGCGCCAAAGGUUACACCGAUUGGCCAACGUACAAGCCAUCCGAGGAAGAUAGCGACGACGCUCAGAACGACGAGUAGGCUGCUACUACAAGAGCUCGAAAUUUCGUGAAUGUGCCACGUUCCUGCACUUUGCGGUUGGGU